Molecule: messenger RNA, 1058 nt
Organism: Thunnus maccoyii (southern bluefin tuna)
Lineage: Eukaryota; Metazoa; Chordata; Actinopteri; Scombriformes; Scombridae
Product: 5-hydroxyisourate hydrolase-like
Exons: 4
Coding region: 323-673 (116 amino acids)
Biological process (GO): purine nucleobase metabolic process
Molecular function (GO): hydroxyisourate hydrolase activity
Source: RefSeq, a predicted model, not a curated record
AUAUAACUAUAUAACUUUCCAUCCAGGCUUUAUUAAACUGUUUUAAUUAAAUCAGUAGAACCUUAUCAUGUAGGAACAAGCACAAACACUAAAUCACAUGUUGUUGACUGAAGGAAAGCUGCUCUCUCUCUCAGCCCGUUUUAGUGAUUCAUUAGAGCCCAAGACAACCUUUGACACCAGGUCGGUUUGCAGUGCAUGCUGGGUAAGUGGGUAAGUGAGCAGUGGGUGUGUGAAGUGACACCACAACUGGUUGGGUGGGUUUUGGGAGCUGAAUCAACUUGCUGCAGCAGAGAGAGAGUGAAGCGUUCACACAGAGCAGAUCAUGGCGGCCUGCCCUCUUACCACCCACGUGCUGAACACCGGCGAUGGCGUCCCGGCAGCCAGGAUGGCUCUCAGCCUGCACCGACUCGACUCCAAGCUGAUGAUCUGGAACAUGCUGACCGUCGGGACUACGAACGAUGAUGGCCGCUGCCCAGGACUCGUCAGCAGAGAAGCUUUCACUCCCGGCAUGUACAAGUUGCGCUUUGAGACGGGUUCAUACUGGGAGAGUCUGGGUCAGAACUCCUUCUACCCGUAUGUAGAGGUUGUGUUCACCAUCAGUGACCCGGGUCAGAAGUUCCACCUCCCUCUGUUAAUGAGUCGGUUCUCCUACAGCACCUACAGAGGAAGCUGAGAGCUCAGAGGAAGAGCGGCUGCAGCUUCAACACACUGUGACCACAGAUAGAGACGUUUCCUCUGUCCUGAAGUAGAUAUUAUGAUGUGAACUCAUCCACUGGUCUUUAUCAUCGCAGUUUCUGAGAGUCCAGUUGUAAAUUUUUGUUACAUUUACUGACUGACAGACAGAGAAUACAAUGUGUUUUUAUAUAUGUACAGUUGGUGUGACAUGAGCAUCUUAUCAUCAUCAUCAUCAUUAUUAUUAAUGUAACUGUAGAUUGAGUAGCAUAAGCAAAUAUUUAAGAUUUCACUUUUGUCCACUAAAGAUCAAGUGAUGUUUUAUUGCUUAAAGGAUGGAUUCACAAUUUUUCAAGUGUCUUAAAACAACAGUAGUUGAUGCUAAA